AUGGACUCCAGCGCUCCCCAGCCGGCAGGGCGCCCUCGCGCGCCCACCAUCACGGUAGACACUGCUGCAAUUGACGCUGGAAACGAUGAUGCCGGUAAUGCUCCAGUGCGAUCGCCCGCGGGACUCUCGUCAAUCAAUACUGACACACUCUCCUCACGAAUAGGCAAUCCAGCCUCUGUAAUCUCUUCUCCCCUCGACGACGCAAACACCCUGGCCGUGCCCCCGUCCAAGUCGAGGUCCGAAUCGUGGUCCUCCUCGCCUACCACGAAAGUCGGGUCUGACCAUGAUCGCGACAUCCACGUCUUUCGACAAGCUCAAAAGGGCGACAUCAACGAGAUCCUCAAGGCCGACCCGGGCGAGGAACACCUCUACAAUGUCGAAAACAACCCUUUUGCCUUUUCCCCAGGCCACCUCUCCAAGCUCAUCAACCCCAAGAACCUGUCGGCCUUUGCGGCGCUCGGCGGACUCCCCGGCCUCGAAAAGGGCCUGCGAACAGAUAGUCGCGCGGGCCUGAGUCUUGACGAGGGGAAGCUCUCGGACUCGGUGUCCUUUGAGGACGCGACUGCAGCGACCAGCCCGUCAGAUUACUCCCCCAAGGCGCCUAAACAUAGCGACACACAGCCUAGUCAGCCAGACUCGCAUGGGAAGGAUAAGUUUGUCGACAGAACAAGAGUCUACGGGCCUAACCGAUUACCGGAGCCAAAGUCCAAGUCGCUGCUUGAACUUGCCUGGAUCGCGCUGCAGGAUCGCGUCCUUAUUCUUCUGAGCGUCGCUGCCGUCGUAUCGCUCGCCCUGGGUCUGUACCAGACAUUUGGAGUUACUCAUCAUGAAGGCGCCAAGAUCGAAUGGGUGGAAGGCGUCGCCAUCAUUGUCGCCAUCACGAUUGUCGUCGUUGUUGGUGCUCUUAACGAUUGGCAAAAGGAACGGCAGUUUCGUAAGCUGAACCAGAAGAAGGAGGAUCGUCUCGUCAAGGUGACGCGAUCGGGCAAACCCAUGUCCAUCUCGAUCCACGAUGUCCUGGUAGGAGAUGUCAUGCUCCUCGAGCCCGGUGAUGUUAUUCCCGUGGACGGUGUAUUCAUCGGUGGACACAAUCUCAGCUGCGACGAGUCUUCAGCCACUGGUGAAUCGGAUCUCAUCAAGAAGGUUCCUGCGGAUGCUGUUCUUCACGCUCUCUUGCACGAGGAUUCGCCCAAGCUUAAGAAGCUUGAUCCCUUCAUCAUCUCGGGCGCCAAGGUUCUUGACGGAGUUGGAACGUUUCUGGUUACGGCGGUUGGACAGCAGUCUAGCCAUGGAAAGACUAUGAUGUCUCUGCGCGACGACCCGGGAUUGACUCCAUUGCAGGCUAAGCUGAAUCUUCUGGCUGGUUACAUUGCAAAGCUGGGAAGUGCCGCUGGUCUGCUUCUAUUCUUUGUCCUUCUCAUCGAGUUUUUGGUCCGACUUCCCAAUAACGACGACACCGGCGAGCAAAAGGGCCAGAGCUUUCUCCGAAUCCUGAUCACCUCCAUCACCAUCAUCGUCGUUGCGGUCCCCGAAGGACUUCCUCUCGCCGUGACGCUAUCUCUUGCUUUCGCCACCAAGAAGAUGACCAAGGAGAACAACCUGGUACGACAUCUGCAGUCUUGCGAGACUAUGGGGAAUGCCACUGUCAUUUGCUCCGACAAGACUGGUACCCUUACUGAGAACGUCAUGACGGUUGUUGCUGGUUCUCUGGGUAAGAAAGGUCAACUGGUAUUCGGCGAAUCCAACUUUGAGCAAGACAACGGCUCGGGCGCAAAGAAGGACGAGGCUCAAGGCACAGACUUGAUCUCUCUCAACCAGCUUUCAUCCAAGCUCGACCCCGAGUAUCAGACCUUUCUCAAGACGGCCAUUACUGUCAACACUACAGCUUUCGAGUCCGAGGAGAAUGGUAAGCAGGGCUUUGUAGGAACAAAGACUGAGACUGCCUUGCUCGACUGGGCUCGUCGAUGCCUCGGUCUUGGUCCCCUGGCCAUCGAACGAUCCAACCAUCCCGUGACGCGCCUCUUCCCUUUCAACUCGCAGCGCAAGUGCAUGGGAGCCGUUGUCGAAGUCCCCGGCCAGACCAAGGAUAAGCCCAAGUACCGUCUCUUCAUCAAGGGUGCUUCCGAGAUUGUCCUUGCUCAGUGCACCACGAUUCUUGGUGAUCCUACAAAGGCCCCUAGCACGGAAACGCUCUCAGACUCCCACAAGGAGGAGAUUCGGGACAUGAUCUUUGCGUAUGCUACCAACUCUCUGCGAACUCUGGCUCUUGCGUACCGCGACUUUGAGUCGUGGCCGCCUGUUCUGAGCUUGAGCCCAAGCUUGGGUAACGAGGAAGAGGAUUCCAAGGAGAUUGACCUGACGGAUCUUGUCAACAACCUGACAUGGAUAGGUGUCGUCGGAAUCCAGGAUCCUGUUCGAAAGGGUGUCCCCGAAGCUGUUCAAGAUUGCGCCACCGCUUCGGUCUCCGUCAAGAUGGUCACUGGUGACAACGUCGAGACUGCCCGAGCUAUCGGCCGCGAAUGUGGUAUCCUUACCGAGGAAAACGUCAAGGAGAAGAACGCCGUCAUGGAAGGUUCCGAGUUCCGUAAGCUCGAUGAGCGAGAACGCGCACAGGUCGUCAAGGGCCUUCACAUCCUGGCUCGUUCUAGUCCUGAGGAUAAGCGUAUUCUCGUCAAGGCUCUCAGAGCUCAGGGUCAGAUUGUUGCUGUUACUGGUGACGGUACAAACGAUGCCCCAGCUCUCAAGGCCGCCGACGUUGGUUUCUCGAUGGGUAUCACCGGAACUGAAGUCGCAAAGGAAGCUUCAGACAUUAUCCUCAUGGACGACAACUUCUCCUCCAUCGUCAAGGCCCUCGCUUGGGGACGUGCCAUCAACGACUCUGUCAAGAAGUUCCUUCAGUUCCAGCUCACGGUCAACAUUACUGCCGUCUUCAUCACCUUUAUUUCCGCCGUCUCGGACGACGAAGAGACGUCGGUCCUCAACGCCGUCCAGCUUCUCUGGGUCAACCUCAUCAUGGACACCUUUGCCGCUCUCGCCCUCGCUACGGAUCCCCCUACCGGAAGUCUCCUCCACCGCGAGCCUGAACCCCGUACUGCGCCUCUCAUCACCAUCACCAUGUGGAAGAUGAUCAUCGGCCAGUCCAUCUACCAGCUCAUCGUGUGCUUCGUCCUCUGGUUCGCAGGCCCCGAUUUCCUCGGCUACCCCGAGAAGGAAUUGCGAACCCUCAUCUUCAACGUCUUUGUGUUUAUGCAAAUCUUCAAGCUCGUCAACAGCAGACGCAUCGACAACCGUCUCAACAUCUUUGAGGGCCUGCACCGCAACCACCUCUUCAUGCUCAUGAUGUCCAUAAUGGUUGGCGGCCAGCUCAUCAUCAUAUACGUUGGAGGCGAAGCCUUUGUGGUGGUCCGCCUCAAUGGCAUUCAGUGGGCCAUCUCUGUCGUCCUGGGCUUCUUUUCGAUUCCUAUUGGUGUGCUCAUCCGUCUCUUCCCCGAUCGUUGGUUCCAGGCUAUCGUGGAUGUUUUGGUCAAGCUGUGGCCCAAGUGGCUUCGUCUGCGGAGGAAGAAGAAGUCGCCUGAGGAUGGCGACGAGACCCCUACAAACCCAGAAGACUACGACCUGGGUGACGCGCUGUUUGGUAUCCGCGAUGAUCUCGAGUUCUUGAAGAAGGUCCGCGGUGGGCGCAUGGCUGCGUUCAGCGAUGCCAUGGCCAAGUCUCGUGAGCUGAUGCUUCUCCAUCGUCAUCGUUCCGAGUCUCGCUCUAGGAGCAAGGUCAGGAGCAGGAGAGGAUCUUCGCGAUCUUCCAACAGACCACCUAUUUCGCCCAUGAUGUCUGUCGUGGGCAUGCCUGGUAUCGUGGCGGCUAGCGUUGGUGGUCUUGGGCCUUCUGGUCAGAGUGUAAAUGAAAGGAGCGAGAAUCCUUAG
Messenger RNA from Fusarium falciforme, 3921 nucleotides. Its product is annotated as Calcium-transporting ATPase. Gene Ontology annotation, molecular function: P-type calcium transporter activity; ATP hydrolysis activity; ATP binding. The record is from RefSeq and is a predicted model, not a curated record. The coding region runs from base 1 to 3921 and encodes 1306 amino acids. The transcript has 2 exons. Gene Ontology annotation, cellular component: intracellular membrane-bounded organelle; membrane. NCBI's taxonomy places the organism in Eukaryota, Fungi, Ascomycota, Sordariomycetes, Hypocreales, Nectriaceae. Gene Ontology annotation, biological process: intracellular calcium ion homeostasis; calcium ion transmembrane transport.